CUCACGAAUCGUAUUUAGUUAUACUUCUACAUCAACCAGGUGUAACUCAUGCAGUGAGGUGUUCAAAAUUUACACCAACAGAGCUAACUCUGUUACGGUAUGAAAGUCUCCGAAGAAGCUAAUGUUAAAAAUAAAAUUAGUUUAAGGUUUCGUGUUCAAUAUUUUAAAACUCCGAAUAAUUUCACUUCGCAUUUGCCUCCUGGUCUCUCGAAAAUUACCGCUAAAUAGUGGCAUUUUAUUGAAAUACGUGAUUGCAUCUGUUUCUGAAGGUUCUGAACAAAGUUUCUCUGCAAACAGCCAUACACCAUGUCGUUUAUGGAAACGAAAAGAAUAAGUGAUUUAAAUCCAUAUAGCUUUAAUGUGUGCAUUUUGGUUGUCGUAAGUAGAUUGACAGCAAUUAAAACGUCGAAAAAUGGAAAUCCAUUCUUCAACUUUGUCGCAACGGAUGCGUCUGGAGAGAUUGAAGGCGUUUGCUUUGAACCGGCACUGCAUGAAAAACUACAGGAAGGGGCAUCAUACCGAUUGACAAGAUUUCUCGUAAAACCUAAUAAAUUCAACAAUAACCAGUUCUAUAUUCUUUUAAACAGAGCUACUUUGAUUGAGAGAAUACAGCCCCUACGAAUUAACGUAGCCACUAAGUUCAUUACGAUUGAUGAGAUCUUCAAAUCCGGUCAAGACGGGCAACUUAUUGAUUUUAAAGGACAUCUACUCGAAAAACCGACAAUUACUCAUGAAAAUACACCAGAUAAUAAAGUAUUCGAUAAGUUAACAGUUCAAGUGACCGAUGAGGAAAAUGUUAUGGCGAUUACGAUGACUGCCCUUAAUGAUAACAUUUUCCGGGAGAAGUAUGAAGAAAACACCAGGUUCACAUUACUAAGUGGAAUUAUUAAAGUGUGGGAAGGACAAAAAUCCAUACAGAUCAUUGCUCGAAGCAUUAUCAAAUUCGAAAGACCAGAUGUACCAUACUAAAGGGGAGGCUCACACCCAAAAUUCAACGUUAUACCUAUAAUUUUUUGGAACUACUUUUCAUCCAAAAUUAAACACAUCCCAGUUUUGUCUGUAA
Messenger RNA from Bemisia tabaci, 1063 nucleotides. Lineage: Eukaryota; Metazoa; Arthropoda; Insecta; Hemiptera; Aleyrodidae. The record is from RefSeq and is a predicted model, not a curated record.